GGGCAACAGUGAAUGUAUUGUCGUGAAACCGCCAGAGCUUCGAUUGACGGGCAGGCAGCAGAGAGAGAGAGAGAGAGAGCGCGCGCGAGGGAGUGGUCGUCUCUCUAAUAGCGAACCCCGAGGCAUUGCCUCUUUCCCUUCCUUUCGUCGCCUCUGCAUUGUUUCUAAUUCGAACUCUCCGUAUUCCCAACCCAAAAAUGGCAGGGCACGCCACUGAUUCCAGUGCGUCCGCCGAUUCCUACAUCGGCAGCUUCAUCAGCUUGGUUUCCAAAGCCGAAAUCCGCUACCAAGGCUUCCUCUUUCACAUCAACGCCCAAGAAUCCGCCAUCGGUCUGCGAAACGUGAAAUCGUUUGGAACAGAAGGACGAAAAAAGGAUGGGCCUCAGGUUCUUCCAAGUGACAAAGUUUAUGAGUACAUAUUCUUCCGAGGAAGUGACAUUAAGGACUUGCAGGUUAUAUCUUCCCCAGCUGUUCAGAGUACCUCGGCUGUACCUAAUGAUCCGGCUAUUAUACAGUCUCAUUAUCCCCCCUCAGCAUCAUCAACUCCAAGCUUUUCGUCUGAUGGUGCUGCCCCUGCAACAAAUAUAAGUUCUGAUGAUGCACAGUCAGUGCUCUUCCAAGGGAAUCGUUCUUUAAAUGAGGCCAUGAGCAGCUUUGGCCAUAGGGGUUCAUUUCCUUCCCCUCCAAUUUCUCAUGGCAAUGAGAUUUCUGUACCAAAUUAUUGGCCUGGACACAGAGGGUCCUUAGGGGGAGCUCCUCAUUUGCAACAGCAAUCUUCUCUUGUAGCCCCUCAAGUUCCACUAGUGAUUACUCCAGUCCAACAACAGAUGCAAAAUUUGACAAUAAAUGCAUCUGUUCCUCCUGCUUCUUCGAAUUUUGCAGAAUUUUCUCAUUCCUUGUUGCCAACGAUUUCAGGUUCCCCAAUUUUAACCUCCAGCAUACCUUCAGUGUCAUCUCUACCUUCAAGUAUCCCAACCACUCAAUCUGCUAUUUCACCUUCUAAGUUAUCACUUAAUCUGAUCCCAUUUAGUGCCUCUAAUUCUCUUCAUACUGUAAACUUGAGUUCUAAUUCACCAUUUACUUCGCCUUUAAUGGCUCCUAGUCUGAAUGUGAAUCCUAGUGUACCUUUAGUAAUGGACAAACCAAACUCAGUUUUGGACCUUGCAUUACCUUAUCAAACUAUUUCUCAAUCUACACCAUCUAUUGCUGGUUUUUCCAGUCAAGUCAACAAUGAGGCUAAAAAAUUAUCUCUGUUGACCCCAGCUCAGCUCUUGCCGCCUGGGCCCUCAGGGGAUUCUUCUUAUCAUUUGCAGACUGCUGAUAAAGACAUAGAGGUUGUGCAAACAUCAACCUCAGAGUCAUUGUCAUCAGAUUUAGAAAGUGCAAAAGAUCGAUUGCAACCAUUAUCGCCAUCCUCUGAGAAGCUGAAUAGAACUGUUGCACGCACUCGUUGGAAAGAGAGGGACUAUCCAAGGAGAAGAUCAAACUGGCUCAAUGGAACUGCAUUAUGCAGUCAACGCAAUUAUAAAGACCAUGCUAGGGGAAAAGCAAAUGGGCCCAGUGAAACUGCAUUAUACCACACUCAUCAAAGUAAUAGAGGGCAUUUUCGGGGCAGAGGACAUGGGCCAAACAAAGCUGCUUUAAAUACUCACCAUGGUGGUAGGGGCCUUGGAUGGGGAAGAGGAAUUCAGCAAAACACCACUGCUGUACAGACCCAUCACAGCAGUAGGGGUCAUCAUAAGUGGGGAAAAGGAAAUCAGGUGUCAUCUACAAUGACCAAAUUUACAGAGGAUUUUGAUUUUGAGGCAAUGAACGAAAAAUUCAACAAGGAGGAAAUAUGGGGUCAGCUCGGGAAAAGUAACGGAAGUAGAUUAGAUGACGAGGAGCAAAGUGAAAGUGAAAGUGGUGCUGGUGAUACAGAAGAUGAAGAUGAAGUGGGAUUAUCGGAACUGGACGUGAAGCCGGUUUAUGUUAAAGAUGACUUCUUCGAUUCACUUUCUUGCAAUUCACUCAAUCGGGAGCUGGGGAGAGGAAGGGCCAAGUUAUCUGAGCAAAGGAGAAUCGAUAUUGAGACUUUUGGUGAAGCUCAUACCAGCCGACGAGCUCAUACCAGCCGUGUGCGGGGCUGGGGUGGGCAGGCACGAGGCUCCCGUGGUGGAAGGGGGGGAUAUGGCAAUAAUAUCAGGAGGGGCAGUGGACGGACUGUUUGGAGUCGUGUGACCUAGCCAGCCGUCUUUCAGGGUCCCGGAGCUUUUUAUGGUAUUUGUCUCUGUAACUGCUUAAUAAUUGCAGAUAAAACUUAAAAAGGACGGGGUGCCAGCCAAAAACGGAGCUUCUAGUGUUUAUUCCGCCUAUUUUCUAGCGAAACAGAUAGAAGGAUCAAACUUAUAUAUGAAUGAAUAUAGUAUUGUCUUUCUUGUA
This is a messenger RNA of Diospyros lotus (date-plum), 2421 nucleotides long. RefSeq names its product protein decapping 5-like. The transcript is spliced from 12 exons. Gene Ontology annotation, cellular component: P-body. Gene Ontology annotation, molecular function: mRNA binding. Gene Ontology annotation, biological process: cytoplasmic stress granule assembly; P-body assembly. Bases 198 to 2225 code for a protein of 675 amino acids. The record is from RefSeq and is a predicted model, not a curated record. Lineage: Eukaryota; Viridiplantae; Streptophyta; Magnoliopsida; Ericales; Ebenaceae.